CUACUAUGUAGUAUGUAGAACUAGCGUGCUGUCUGAAGGUGUUAUGGUCGGUUGUGCACGUGUGACUCUGCGCAGUGACAAAUUUGUUUUGUGGGUAGAUGAAUAAGCUGCGACAUCCUCUUUACGGACGAUUUUUCUCUGGAGUAUUCAAUGUCAGUAGCUUCCACGGUUUUGCACAAUGAGUUAUGGAAGAACAUCAGAAGAUUUUAACACGUCAGUGGGCGAAUUAGCCAUCCUGAUGAAUGAUACUUUUACUUGCUGCCUAAGGAACUAUGAAGCAUUACUGCCUUACCUUGAGAAAAAGGAAACAAAACCUAAAAUAUAUCACAAAUUAGUGCACAUUAAUAUACUGUUGAACAAGUUAAAUGAAGAGCUUGUAGGACUUAGGGUUGACUAUGUAACAGUGGAGUCAUAUGAACCAAAAAGGGAGACUUUCCUGACUGAACAAGGUAGGAAGAGAGGAAUGUUUGAUGUGUCCAAGGUAGACAGACAUGAGACCAAAAGUAUAAAAACAGAAGCACCAUUUUCCAAUAGUACUAAAAAUUCCAUUGCAUCAUCCUUGGAGACUGGAAAAAGCAUGCAGUCACAGAAUUUGGUAUCAGUGGAUACUAAAGGAACUAGAUAUACACAGGAACAGAAGUCAGAUAAUCAUGGUACGAAAAACAUAAAAACAGAAUUACAAAACUCAAAUGAAGUUGAAGAUUUACUUGUAAUUCCCAUUGGUAAUGGUGAAAUACCUGCAGGUCAAACAUUUGAUGCCACGAGUAAUGGAAUGACGGUUCAUUAUGCUGGUGACGAGGAAGGUGAACCUGUAGCAGGUAGACAUUGGGGGGGCAAUGCUUAUGAUAAACCUGUUGAUAUAACAACUCAAAGGGAAAAUAAUGAAUGUGUUUCAUUACAAAAGGUAGAAACUGUGUCUAGUGCACAAGAGAAAAAUGAUAUAGGUGACAAAGUAAAGAAAAAUACUCCAGAUUUUCCUAUCAUAAGUGAGGCAGAUAGUUUACAUGGUCAUAGUUCAGAGGAACUGUGUAAUUCAGAAGAUAAAUUACAUGGCAUCAUAAGGCACAAGGGUGGAAGAUAUAAGUGUAUAUUGUGUGAUCGUGAACUUAUCAAUUACCAGGCAGUACUUGGUCAUGUGACAGGAAAGAAGCAUAAAUUGAAACAAAAAACUGCCGUGAACAACAGUUCUGAAGUUUCAAAUAAUUCAGAAUCUGCUUCUGCUUCUUCUGCUGUUUGCUGCUCAAUUGCUGAUACUUUUGCUAUUGUAGAGGACAGACACCAGGUAAUAUCAAUGAAACAUGCAGUCAGAUUAGAUGAUAUGUGGGAAUAUUUUGACGCAACAUUUCACAUUAACAAAAAAAUUUUCAGGAUUCAUUCAGGGCAAUUAAUAUGCUACCUUUGCAAUGAACGGAUAGGGAAAUACGUGCUUCAUGUGAAGAAACACAUUUCUAGUGUUAGGCAUCUUCAUAGGAUAAAAAUUUUAAAAAAAAUUGAACUUAAAAAUAAAUCAUCAAAUAAACAAUUAUUGGAUGUACCAGGCAUUCUGAAGAACAUUAUUCCCACAACUCAGUUUAGUUUGGAAAACAAAGGCUUUUUUUGUAGUGUGUGUGACAGCUUUUGUGAAAAUGAAAUAGUAUUAUGUCAUAUGACAGGUUUCAGCCAUUGGAAGAAAGUAAGACGAAAUGGAAUGAUCAAUGGAGCAUUAACAACCACAACAAUAUAACAAUGUUGAAACAGAA
Molecule: messenger RNA, 1739 nt
Organism: Schistocerca americana (American grasshopper)
Lineage: Eukaryota; Metazoa; Arthropoda; Insecta; Orthoptera; Acrididae
Exons: 2
Coding region: 179-1723 (514 amino acids)
Molecular function (GO): nucleic acid binding; zinc ion binding
Source: RefSeq, a predicted model, not a curated record